CCACGCUUCAAAGCAAAAUGGCGGACGUUCUUGAUGUGGAUGUAGAAGACAAAGGGGGUUUUUCGGAAGACGAAGGCGAUGACGGAAUUCAGAGAUUGAAGUCCACUGUCACGAAGCGUAAAGGAAGAGGAUUCAAAGCGAGUGAUUCAUCCUCACGUGCCCAAGAACAGUAUGAAUCCAUGGAAACUGAUGAGGCCAGUGGAACAGGCCCAGCACGAUCUGUUGAAGGUUGGAUUCUUUUUGUUACCAAUGUUCAUGAAGAAGCUCAAGAAGAUGACAUUCAUGACUUAUUCUCUGAUUAUGGAGAAAUAAAAAAUCUUCAUGCCAAUUUGGAUAGAAGAACUGGCUUUCUAAAGGGUUAUGCACUGGUGGAAUACGAGACUUUCAAAGAAGCAGAAGCAGCGAUGGAAGCCUUGAAUGGAUCAGAGCUUCUGGAACAAAAAAUAUCAGUGGAUUGGGCAUUUGUGAGAGGGCCAAGAAAAUCUGCUGGAUCUGGGAGAAGAAGAGAUACAAGGAGAUACUAAACCAUUGAUGAACUUUCACUUGAAGCACUGAUUAGUUUGUUUUUAUUCUCAUCUGCUUUGUAACAAAUUUAUCAACUUGUACAAAUACAAUUCACUACAAGUAGGAUGCACUACACUUUAUUAAAUGGUUAACUGUUAUUCUUUUUCAUUGGAAUGUAAAGAACGUUUUCGUUACAUGUCACAGCUAAAGUUGAACUGUUUGUGUCAAGUAGUUCGGUGAAUGAACAUGACGAUACUGUCAAACAUUGCGUGAGUUCUUCCCACACUGCAAAACAGUGUAGAACAAAUUUUAAUAACAUUUUUGGCGUGUCAGUUUCGCUGAAGCACCGAACGUUAUCAAUCACGUUUUACCGCAUUACGUCACUUGCGGCGUGGAUGUUGACGUUCCUUAUUUCUGCGAUUUGGACCGGACCAAAUCUUUUAUUUUCUUUGAAAAAAUUGUGUUUGUUUGGGUACCAUAUACUUUGAUUCUCGCAUGUACCGUUUGUGGCUGUAACUUUGGUAUUUGGAGAAAGUUUCAACGAGGAAGUUUCUCUCUACAGCAGCAAAACAGAGCUGCUCAAAACAAACGCUUAACCUUACUGCUAGUUUCACUGUUGGCUUUGUUGUUGUAGGUUCCGUUAAUUGUUGUGAACUUUUUAAUCGCUGUUUUUCAGUUUCCAAUCCCCUGGAUGUUUUAUUACAUAAACAUUUUGAAUUAUUUCAA
Messenger RNA from Stylophora pistillata, 1230 nucleotides. Its product is annotated as RNA-binding protein 8A. Gene Ontology annotation, cellular component: nucleus; cytoplasm. The record is from RefSeq and is a predicted model, not a curated record. Gene Ontology annotation, biological process: RNA processing. Gene Ontology annotation, molecular function: mRNA binding. NCBI's taxonomy places the organism in Eukaryota, Metazoa, Cnidaria, Anthozoa, Scleractinia, Pocilloporidae.